Coniophora puteana RWD-64-598 SS2 is the source of this 1353-nucleotide messenger RNA. Its product is annotated as methionine aminopeptidase. Gene Ontology annotation, biological process: proteolysis. The transcript is spliced from 13 exons. The record is from RefSeq and is a predicted model, not a curated record. Gene Ontology annotation, molecular function: metalloaminopeptidase activity. Lineage: Eukaryota; Fungi; Basidiomycota; Agaricomycetes; Boletales; Coniophoraceae. The coding region runs from base 70 to 1167 and encodes 365 amino acids.
CAAAGAUACCUGGCGUUUUGCCCAAGUUUUGCCCAUACGCGUCUGCUAGUUCAAAAUCAAUCUGCUGACAUGAACUCAACGACGACCGUCCAUUGUCAAAGCAAGAUCUGCGUCAACGACCGACCACCAUCGCAACUGGAAUGUCCUACUUGCAAGAAAUUAGGCAUCCGAGGCUCUUUUUUCUGUGGCCAAGAGUGCUUCAAGGCAGACUGGAAAAGUCACAAAAUCAUUCAUGAUCUGGCUCGCGGGACUGCUGGAGAUGGAACCUUCAACCCGUGGGCUAACUUCCGUUACACUGGUUCUAUGCGUCCGGUAUACCCACUUUCGCCCAAGCGGGAAAUCCCUUCACAUAUUAACCGACCAGAUUAUGCCAACGAUGCCUCGGGAAUACCUCAUGGCGAACUCAGACGGGCUGGUCAACCGCCGAGGAUACUAAGCCCGGAGGAGAUAACGAAGAUGCGGACGGUCUGUCGGUAUGGUCGAGAAGUUUUGGAUCUUGCAGCCGCAGCUAUCCGACCAGGCAUUACUACUGAUGCAAUUGACGAGAUUGUCCACAAAGCAAUCAUCGAGAGAAACGCCUAUCCCUCUCCACUCAAUUAUCGUAACUUCCCAAAAUCCGUUUGCACGUCUAUUAACGAGGUCAUCUGUCAUGGUAUCCCGGAUCAGCGAAAGCUGCGCGAGGGAGACAUCGUCAACCUUGAUAUCUCUGUAUACUACGAUGGGUUCCACAGCGACCUGAAUGCAACCUAUCCGGUUGGAGAAAUUGACGAGGCUUCGAAAAAGCUUAUUCGUACUACGCGUGAAUGUCUGGACGAGGCGAUCAAAAUGUGCAAACCUGGCGCAUUGUUCCGUGACCUAGGUAAAGUGAUCGAACCGAUAGCACGAGCUAAUGGAUGCUCUGUUGUUCGCCAAUACACCGGUCAUGGCACAAACGACUUGUUCCACACCGCGCCUAAUAUACCACAUUACUCAAAGAAUAAAGCAGUUGGGACAAUGAAGCCAGGAAUGACGUUUACCAUCGAGCCUAUGAUCAACCUUGGCUCGAAUGGGGAGCCUGUCCACUGGAAUGACAACUGGACAGCCACGACUGUUGAUGGCAAACGAAGCGCUCAGUUCGAGGAAACCCUCCUUAUUACUGAGACGGGCGUUGAAAUCCUGACGCAGUGAUUCCCGUGAGCGUAGCAAGCACUUGGGAAGGUACGAUACCGUGGGAUAAGUUGAUAGGCGUCCAACUACUCAUGUGGGCGGAGAUCGAUGUGGCGAAGAGGAUCGACUGCCAGCGAUUACGGAACGGCAUAUCUAUAGCAUGAUAUAUUAGCUGGCCCGAAAUACGUAUUGCUUCCUUGAACGGUG